UCUCCUUAUCUCCCACCCGCGCGCGCCCACUAGUAUAAAACAGCGCUACAUUCAAUCGUGAAAUCACAAGCCACGGGUACAUCUUCUCCAGGUCAGGUGGUCUUGUGUCUGCAGGAGAUCUAUCAAAAGCUGCCCAGCCCAAGCAUCCAACCUUAGCCUCGAUAGAACACAAAAGCGUUCCCAGCUAUAACAAGCUAGCAUCACGUACACAAUGAAGCAAAAGACUGUCAUCAGCUUGAGCAUGCCGAACGAGAAGAGCCGGUCCAAAGCCAUGGCGAUAGCCGCGAGGAUACCCGGGGUGAUCUCGGUGGGGAUAACGGGCGACGGCAAGGACAUGCUGGAGGUGGUUGGCGUGAGCGUGGACCCGGUGAGCCUCGUCUGCUGCCUGCGCAACAAGAAGCUCGGCCACGCCCAGAUCGUCAAGGUGGAGGAAGUCAAGGACAAGGAGGAGAAGAAGAAGCCAGAGUACCAGCCGCUGUACUACUGCUACCCCGCCUACCCGCCGGCGCCGCACUUGGUCCCGUACGACGAGCCCCCCACCGGUUGCGCCAUCAUGUAAUAACAAUAAUCAUGGCCAUCCGAAGCAGGUUUGGCCACACUUUUGUCAGCUACGGAGUACUCCAGUAUAUGCAAACGCCAACGCGUAUCUCAGUAGUCGCGACCUGCUUCUUCCUGAAGUUCCUAAUCUGUAGUCUGUACACGAAAGCCUCAGUCAGGGACAUCAUCGGAA
Messenger RNA from Brachypodium distachyon (stiff brome), 730 nucleotides. RefSeq lists its product as uncharacterized. The transcript has 3 exons. NCBI's taxonomy places the organism in Eukaryota, Viridiplantae, Streptophyta, Magnoliopsida, Poales, Poaceae. The coding region runs from base 212 to 559 and encodes 115 amino acids. The record is from RefSeq and is a predicted model, not a curated record.